Molecule: messenger RNA, 1495 nt
Organism: Trichoderma harzianum CBS 226.95
Lineage: Eukaryota; Fungi; Ascomycota; Sordariomycetes; Hypocreales; Hypocreaceae
Exons: 1
Coding region: 320-1207 (295 amino acids)
Source: RefSeq, a predicted model, not a curated record
UAAUAGAUUAAAAGUAUAACAAAAGACGGACAAAAAGAUCGAGCCGAGCCACACCUCCUCAACCAAGAAAUCCCCGAAAUCUUUUGCCACUCAGCUGCACUCUCUCUCCCUGUCCCUCUCUUAAUUCACUCAUCCUCUCUCAUCAUCCUCCUCCUUCGCCCCCCCUAAUAAUCCCCCAUUAAAAAUCAACUUCGCCUCAACAGAAUAAACAUCUCAAAUAAACCACUAAACAAUAAAGAACUAAACCCCUCAAGACCAUCCCACCCAUAUACCUACAUACUUACAUACACACACUCAACAUCCCCAACUCUCACCCCAAAUGCGUCAGCUUCCUCUCUCCCUCUCUGUACUUUUCCUUCCGUACCACCCCAAAACCUUUUUCUUUUCGAGCAUAAGACAGACACCUAAAAAAAAACGCCACUUCAAGUUCAAGCUCAAAACAGCGCCUCUCAGCCUUUCUUCCCCUACCCUUACCCUUUCCUUUUUUUCAGCCCCCAGGGCGGAGAAUUCACACCACACACCGGCCCAGCCGAAGCAGCAAAUCACAAGUUUCCUAAAAAGCCAUCAAAUCAUAAAAAAAAUAAAAAACAUAAAUACCCAGUACAUAAAUUCACUAAAAAAAGAGAGUUCCUGCUCUUGUACUAGCACCCUUUCAAGUUUAAGAGCUGGCUUGACUUUUGAACCAAGCCCCCUUCUCUUUCGCCCCGCGAAUCAUGUACAAACUAAGGGACUUGACCGAGACCGAUUACAUGCAUUCUCGUCUGCUUGUCACUUUUUCAGCUGCUUCGCUCAGCACAGUCGUCGUCAUUUUGUAGACUCCUUCGUCUCAGUGUGUGGGAGGCGAGCGAGGUGGUGUUUGUCAGGUUGUCAUUUUACUCAUUUCGCUUCCGAAGCGCCUUCAGCCGCUCUCUUUUCGGUUUGGCGGCUGAGCUUCUGCCUUGUUCUACUUACCUGUAGCUUGUUUGUUAUUUGCCUUGUCUGUCAGUCUGCCUUGUCUACUCAUAGCGGUCAACAUGGAUCAUUGUUUUCCGGCAUCUGCCUGUAUUUUCCUUUCUCUGCCCUACAAGAGCCCAUCCAUCUGCCGAACGCUCCUUGGAGCCAGCAUCUGGCAGAUGAAACGUGCCCCUUGUCACUGCAACCACUGGAAACAAGCGUACCCAUGACAGAUGGUUUUAUUACUGUUGCUGACUGUGCAUCAAAUCCGUAAAACUCCAUUUGCAUCCAUACCGUAUGCUCUUGACUUUGACUUGACUUGUCCAGAACCUUGUUUACACCCGAUAUCCCGUAGACUAUACACUCCCUAUAACCCUGCCUGGCCAACCUUGCUCUGUAAUAGAGUAAACCCUGGCCCCUCCCUCUUUAAACGCCUGAUAUGAAGCAGAAGAGGGAUGAGAGAAAAAGAGAAGAAAAAAAAGAUACUAAAGAAGGAUUAAAUGAAAAAAGAACAGGGUGAAAAAUUACACCGGAACAAAACAAAAACUCCCCCAGAAUCCAU